Messenger RNA from Trypanosoma theileri, 1314 nucleotides. Its product is annotated as putative protein kinase. Lineage: Eukaryota; Euglenozoa; Kinetoplastea; Trypanosomatida; Trypanosomatidae. The coding region runs from base 1 to 1314 and encodes 437 amino acids. The record is from RefSeq and is a predicted model, not a curated record. The transcript has a single exon.
AUGUUGCAGACUUCCAUGGAGGUUUCAGGCAUCUCCUCACCCAGUGAACCCGAGAGAGAUAUGAUGAAGCACCACCAAGACAGAAUGAUUUCUGCUACGCUGCAUUCAGCAUACGAUCAAGGUGAAGUCAAUUGUCCCAGGAGCAGAGGUAGUAACAGCAGUAGUAGUGGUGGUAGCAGCAGCAACAAGGAACCAGUGGGGUGUGGAGUUCCACCACUCUCUCCUGCAAGUCUUGGAAGUCCCCUUACAAGACAACCGGAAGCCACAGUGCUGGAGGCUGCACAGGAGCAGCGUCUUAUCGAACUAUUGCAUAAGGCCUCUCAAACCAUUAAGGAGGAGCGCGCGCGAUCAGCAGCGCUGCGUCAGGAACUUGAGGAGCUGAGACAAUCGACUGCAACAUUGUCCACCAUGCAAAAACUGCAGCAAGAGAACCAACAACUUAGAAAGCAGUUGGCAUCCAUGAACAGGCAACUCGAACUGAGUCAGUCACAUAAUCCUCAAACAAAGCAGAAGGAUGGAGAAAAGGAGCGAGAAGAACAACAACAAUCUGGGAAAAGCAGAUCACUUUCUGCGAGCCGGGGUGAUAGCACGUCGUCCAAGCGCUCAUCUGUGAAGGCGCCUCUCACGCCUUUAGCUACAAACACGGGUACAUACAUGAAGAAAAGCUACAGCGACGUGGAGCACACAAAACAGCGGGCAAUGUCUUUGCAGCGUCACUCUCAACUUUCCCAAAGUGAUGGCUCUCGGAGUCAUAGCAUGACAGGGACACAAACGCAAAAACAACAACAACAAGAGGAAAAACAACAACAACAACGUUCUCCUUCUGCUUUUAAAUGUGCCUCACAGCCGACUGUCCCGAAAACGGUUUCUUCUUCUUUUCGUGAUGAUGAUAAUUAUAAUUAUAAUGAUAAUGCUACUAAUGACCAUGCUGUUAGCAACAACAAGUGGCACUCUGUUGUCCCUCGCAAUGGCGAGACGACGUACAAUUCAGAAAUGAUUACUCGAUUACGACGUGCAUUGGCCCCGCCACCCACGAAGGAACAACUGGGUGAAGUCAUUCACGCAAUGGUACAGGAGAUUGUUCGUGAUACACGUCGACGAGGGCUCGAUUUGUACAUGAAGCGUCAAGCUCCUUGCGUGUAUCAAUGCACAUUUGGUAACGAUAAUACUCAGAAGGGAAAGGGAGUUGCGGCACGUGUGGUACACUUAUCGAUUGACAGCGGACGACUCACUGUGAAAAUGGGUGGUGGACACGUGAAUUUUCUAGAUUACUUGGAGCGGAAUCGUUUGUUACUCUCAGUAUAUAGACUUUAG